Arachis duranensis is the source of this 940-nucleotide messenger RNA. RefSeq lists its product as uncharacterized. Bases 191 to 733 code for a protein of 180 amino acids. Lineage: Eukaryota; Viridiplantae; Streptophyta; Magnoliopsida; Fabales; Fabaceae. The record is from RefSeq and is a predicted model, not a curated record. The transcript has a single exon.
UUUACAUUUUUAAUACAUUAAAUAUAUCAAAAAUAUUUAAAAAAUAUUAUUAUACUUUUAAAAUAUGCCCUUGGCAGAACUUAGUUAAAUCCAAAUAAUAACAACAGUAACUUGUUUGUUGUCCCAAUAAAGGAGAGGGAGCAAAGGGCAACGUUCAUUUUUGUUAUCUGUGUUGAAGUGAGCAGCAUCAAUGGCAGAGUACGAAGGUGAAGGUGUACCGAAGGAAACAGCACUGCAAGCAUUGAACACCAUAAUCCAGCUCCACUUCGAGAAGACGCUGGAGAAGAAGCGCGCCAUUGACCUCCAAAAGAAAGAGCUCCAGAAGCUCUUCCAGCUGCUCUUCAUCUUCCUCUCACUCGUCUUCUUGGCACUCUCUCAGUCACCGCAGCGCCUCCAAUGCCGCCACUGCUGGAUCCCCAUCACUCUCCUCUCCAUUGCACACCUCAUGUUCUACGUCUCCGUGGCACAGACCCUCAGGUGCAUCAAUGGAUUCAAGUACCAGAGGAGGUGCCACAAGCUCACACUUGGCUUGGCCACCGAGAAGCUCAGGGACAUGAAGCUCAGACUUGCCAACACUGACUUUGUUGCUGAGGAUGACUUUGAAAUUCACUACCAGGAACCACCUGACUCCUACUUUGGCAAGUUCAAGAGGAAUUGGGCUCUUCAUUUUGCCUUCUUGAUCUUCAUCUAUGGCUUCAUGGUCUCUGCCUCUGUCGUUCUUCUCUGCUUCUAGUUCACAUUUAAUCUCAGUCAAAUUUUCUUCUUUAUGUAUCUCUUAUCUUUUCUUAAUAAAUUUGAGUCUUUUUAUUACUUACCAAACAGGGGCCUAAAUACAUAAAGGUAUGUAAAUGUACACAAAAAGCAACUUUUUUAUUUGAAUCAAGUUACAGCUGGAUGUAUGAAUUCAUUUGGAAAUUGGAACACACAUCAUCAAUCAUCA